Molecule: messenger RNA, 794 nt
Organism: Solanum stenotomum
Lineage: Eukaryota; Viridiplantae; Streptophyta; Magnoliopsida; Solanales; Solanaceae
Exons: 10
Coding region: 51-794 (247 amino acids)
Biological process (GO): peptide biosynthetic process; translational elongation
Cellular component (GO): cytoplasm
Molecular function (GO): translation elongation factor activity
Source: RefSeq, a predicted model, not a curated record
GUAUAAAUCUUCGACUUCCGGUUACCCAAAGCCGCCAGAAAAAGAAGAAGAUGCGAGUUGUUAUGAACAGACUAUCCCGAGCUCUCUGGGAUUUCAAGAGAGAUUCUUCUUCCACAAAGAUGUCAAGAGCUCUUUCCACUUGCAUUCAAUCCAAACAGUGGCUUCCCUCGCCGUAUCGCGAAUCUCGGGAUUCUCUCUUUACUUCGCCUUGGUCCGCCACUCAACUCCGCGGUGCCAAAUCUCGCGGUGCCGAUUUGAAGCCAGGAAACGUGAUUGAAAAAAAAGGAAGGAUUUAUCAGGUGGUAAAGGCACAACACACAACCCAAGGAAGAGGAGGAGCUAUUAUACAGGUGGAACUUCGUGAUGUUGAUAGUGGAAGCAAGUCCAAUGAAAGAUUUCGUACGGAUGAAACUGUUGAAAGAGUAUUUGUUGCAGAAAAGAGUUUCACGUAUCUUUAUACAGAUGAGGAAACUGGAAACAUUGUGCUAAUGGAGCCUGAGACCUAUGAGCAACUAGAUGUGCCAAAACACUUGUUUGGUGAAUGUUAUGUCUAUCUUCAAGAUGACAUGAAAGUCAAUGUACAACUUUAUAAUGAAAGAGCAACGUCUGCAUCAAUUCCUACACGAGUAACAUGUACUGUUGCUGAAUCCGAAAUUCCCAUGAGGGCAUCAGCUACUCCACAGUAUAAGAAGGUUUUGUUGGACAAUGGUCUUACUGUGCAGGUACCGAAACAUAUCGUAGAAGGAGACAAGAUUAUUGUUAGCACCAUUGACCACACUUACAUGAGCAGGUGA